AUGGGGCUUACCAGCUGGGGAUUUGAGCCAACGAUCUCUGGGUUUGGAGUCACUAGACUAAAGGGAAAUUCCCUUCAGCUUAAAAUGUCCAAGGUUAAUGCCUUGCAAAGGCAUUCGAAGGGACGGAACUCUUUGUCAGCUGAGCCCCUAAGAAUACGCCACCAUGAUGAAAAUAAUCCAAGACUGUCAACAGCAAAUCGUUUUUCAGUUGGAAGACUGUCUGCUGGAACGUCCGGACAAAGGAAGUCAUUUCUUCCCAAGUCCACAUCAACAGGUGCUACAAUCGGUACCAUGCAGAAGUCACGGUCAGUAUCACACAUUGAUGAUUUCAGCGGUGCCUUCCUAGCUUUGUUAGGGGUCUCCGUGGCUCAGCCGUCCAGUGGCUAUGGGAGAGGUUAUCCUCGCUCAGACGUUCUGAAGGAUCCACGGCCCAUCUCUGACAAGUCUUAUAUGCACCGGUGUAUUAAAGCAGUUGUUGAGUUUUUAUUGGACAAUGGCUACCCACACCCAAUUUCCACAAAGGUUUUGCAGUCCCCACAAAGUAGAGACUUCUUUCGUAUUUUUGAGUAUUUAUUCAGUAUGUUGUAUGACCCUAAGUAUAAGCUGGGCAAAAAACCAGAGGAGGAAAUCCCAUCAUUAAUGAAGCUGAUCUUGUACAAGUUUAAUAUCUCCAAGAGCUCACUGUUCACUAUUGGCACUGCUCACACCUGGCCACAUCUACUGGCAGCUCUCACCUGGCUUAUAGUCACCCAGAAGAUCUGUUUGAGGGCUGCUGAAGACAUCGAAGCUCUGAUGUUUCCCCCAGAUGAGGAUCACUUUGAUAGCCUGCCCCUAGCCAGAAUCCAGCUGAACUACUGCGAGAGAACAUACGAAUCAUUCCUCUGUGGCAAGGACACAUAUGAAGACGAGGACGAGGAACUUGUCUCCAUCCUACGUCAGAAUCUGCUGUGCUCUGGAGGAGACCUGGAGACAUUGGAAGCUGACAACAGGAGAUACUCACAGGAGCUGGAGCUGUUACUGCAAACCCCUGAUAAAGCGGCAGAGUUACAAGGGAUCAGUGAAGGGUUGUUGACUGAUGAGCAGACUUAUGGCAAGUACCUGCAGGAGUUAGAGGCCCACAAGGAGGACCAGGACAAACUGCUGACUGAAGCAGAGGAGGAACAGCUCACUCUCAUGGCUGAGCUGAAGGCAUUACAAGACAAUAGGAGUCAGAUGCAGAAGAUUUUUGAUACCCAAGAAUUCUCACCAGCAGAUGUUGACCGAAUAAAACAAGAGUACCAAGAAAUACAAAGACAAAUCAGUUCUGAAGAAAGAAUGAUGGAAAAGCUAGACUCUGAUGUUUGGGCAUUAGAAAUGGGCAUCAGUAAAUCUCGGGGAACGGGUAGGUCCACCAGUAAAACUGACCAGAAGUGUCACGAAUAUAACAAGCUGGCACAGCGCCUCAAACUCAUCCCCUCUAAUGCGGAGUAUGCCAGGGGCAAGGAUUUGGAAAUGAGGGCAUCAUUUAGAGGGGAGUCCUCCAGUAGUAACUUCGACACAUCCAUUAAGCCUGUUAUACAGGAGCUGAAAAUGGAGUUCAAGGAGCGAGCAAAUGCGAAAGCCCAGAUGAGGAUCACAGCCAUUGACGGCUUUGGGACAGAACUCAAGUGUCAGAAACAAGAAGAUGUGGCUAUGAAGGAGAGCAAGCUGAAGAGAAUUGAAGAGGAUCUGAACUGUAAGAGAGAGAUGUUCCAGCGUGAGCUGUCGUGUAUCCUGAAGGACACAGAGGAGACCCAGGAAGAGGUGGUACAGCACAGACGUCGCCGCGAUCAGACCAGUGUGGAGGAGGCAAGCAAACAGCUGACCCAGGCUCAGAAAAGGCUUGAGCAGAAAAGAACCCAGAUGGAGAAGGAUGAAGAUGAAUAUGCAAGGUUCUUGGUGGAGUACACACAGACAGUGCUGGAGCACAAGCAAACCAUUACGGAUGGGAUCCACAAGAUGUAUGGUGAAAUGAGACAGAGCCUAGAGCAGGUUGAACAGAGCCCUUACACCCCUUUGUUUCCCUGAUGGCCAUGGUGUUCAUGUUACUGCGAGAGCCAGACGAGAAGAACAUGAAAAUAAACGCUCAACCGCAUCUGCACUGUCUGACUGCCAUACUGGACAUGACAUUUUCUUUGUACGAGAGAUAUUGAUACGUGCAAUGAAAAACAUCACUCAUCUCGUCAACAACUGUUAAUCAUCUCAAAUUCUUCAUAAAGACAACUUCUGUACAGACAUACAUGUAUAUAUAUACACACACUCACUUGACAUAGGAUGACCAAUCCACUAAUGAAAACAUGCUAAUAUUGCAUAUAAUUUUGUGGGAAAUUCCGCUGUUAGGACAAAUCCAUUUUUUCUUUCCAAUACAAACCUCGUAAACUGUUGGGAUUUGUUGUAUUGGCUUGCUGAAUGAGAACAAGCUCUAUCUUGUGAUUCUAUCUUUCAACUAAAACAAACACUUCACACAUUUUAAUUUUGUUGGUUGGACAAAUCUUACCGUAUGAGCACAGUUUUACCACUCAUCUUUACAUAUCUGUGUGUAUGCUUUCAUCACAUUGCUUCAAAUUGAAAUGAAUAAACAAAUGCUUUCACAAUUGAAACACUUGUAGAACUGAUUCUGUUUCAUACUAAAUUAAAUUUACAUAACAAUAUGAAACAGGCUUGAUUUUUUAUGCUGGACAAAAGUAGGUGUCUGCAAGAAAGUAGAAGCUUUUAUGUUCAGUGAUACUGUAUCAUUGGACAUUGUUUAGUACACAGUGCCAAAAAGAAGUUAUGAAAUUAUUAUAAUUCUUUAAAAAAAGAAAA
Messenger RNA from Liolophura sinensis, 2823 nucleotides. Its product is annotated as kinetochore protein NDC80 homolog. The coding region runs from base 1 to 2046 and encodes 681 amino acids. Gene Ontology annotation, biological process: attachment of mitotic spindle microtubules to kinetochore. Gene Ontology annotation, cellular component: Ndc80 complex. The record is from RefSeq and is a predicted model, not a curated record. NCBI's taxonomy places the organism in Eukaryota, Metazoa, Mollusca, Polyplacophora, Chitonida, Chitonidae. The transcript has 16 exons.